Molecule: messenger RNA, 1350 nt
Organism: Chrysoperla carnea
Lineage: Eukaryota; Metazoa; Arthropoda; Insecta; Neuroptera; Chrysopidae
Exons: 4
Coding region: 1-1350 (449 amino acids)
Source: RefSeq, a predicted model, not a curated record
AUGAAUCGGUACGGAGUUCAUAAUCUUGAUUGGAACUUCACAAAAUCACGAUGUAUAUUUUGCGAAACAAAAAAUAGAACUUCAUGUGGAGAACAUUUACAAAAUGGACAAAAAGGACGACUAACAGGUGGAAUAGAUCAUACAAACAGUGUACUAGAGAAAAAGUAUAUUGAAGUAACUAAAGAUAGUGAUAAAAAGUGUGGCUGUUUAGGAAAUAAAAAUGUAACACCUAGACUUAAUCUGUGUGACACAUGUGGUGGAUAUGCAUACAGUGGGGAAAUAGGAUGUGCUGAAACACCACGUCAUAAUAUUACAGCUUUAACUGCUGAUGCGGCGGUACCAUCAGACACAGCAAAAUUUACAUGUUGUCCUUGCCGUGUGAAAGCAUCGGAAGUCAAACAAUUAAAAUUAAAAGCAGCUGCAGAAAGACUAAGGAAAAACAAUCCGUUAAUUGGUGGUCCAUAUGCUGAUAAAUUAGCAAGCGUAUUCUCGGCUAAUAAUAAAGGGAAACAGCCAAUAAUUGUGGGUUACCAUUCAGAUGGCGCACCUAUUUAUGUAUCUUAUACUGGAACUUCGAAUAUUAUUGGAUAUAACGAUGACGGAUCACCUAUUCAAGCAGGUCAAGGCGGAGUUGCAGAUAAAAAUUUAGUAAUGGGAUAUAGAAAAGAUGGAAGUCCAAUUCAUCCACCGUCUAAUUCAAAUCCAAAAGAAUCAAUGGCAGUCAUUGGUACAUAUGUUAAAGAUGGUUCACCAAUUAUUGGUAGCAUUAAAUUAUGGGGUGGUAUGUUAAUGAAAGGUAUUGGAAGAGAUGGCAAUCCAGCGUAUGUACCAUUAUCAGGGCCUGUGGCACCAAUUCCUAAAACAAUAACCUCUACUCACUCGAGUUUAAAGGAUUAUACUCAAAAGAGAUCGAAAGAAAACGAAAAAAUACAAGGUUUGAAAGGUGUAGUCAGAACUAUCCCUCCAACAAGGUCAAAAAUAUCAGAACAGUCGAAAGCGACUGAUUCAGUUGAGCAAAAGAAAAAAGCCGAUCUUGAUCGAUUGUUUAAAUACUAUUCCAGAAAUCGUUCUAAAGAUCCAAAAGCAUAUAAAGCGUUAAUGAAAAUAUUAGAAAAUUUUUAUCCUCAUUGCACAAAUCAUCAAACUUGUUUACGUGAACACGAUUUGGUUCCUAAAAAUAGAGGUUGGAGAUGGCAAAAUCGAUUUGAUAACUGUCUAGUUUCGAAGUUACCACAUUUGUUUAAUCCAUAUUACAAACCUGGUGCAGUUCCUAAAAUCAUUGCAAAAGAAAUUGAAAAAGGUCGCAGUUCACGUCGAUAUAGAAAGAAAUAUUGUGUUUCAUAUAUUUAA